ACUCUGGAGUCUCCGUCAUACAGUACGCUCCAACCCUGGGCUUGGGCAAACGAUAACGAAACUGCAGAACGGAGAGGCGAUGGCGGCGAAGAGCGAGAACCAGCCGGACGGCGACGAGGGCACCAACGCCGGCGAGGGAGGCGCGUCCGCGUCUCCGCCUUUUAUUGCUGCCGCCCCGGUCGUAUGCUUCACGCGGUCCGCCGGUGACUUCGCCGGCGGCGCUUUCGUUGGAUCUAUCUUUGGAUAUGGACAAGGUUUGCUAACAAAGAAAGGCUUGAAGGGCUCGCUCGGCAAUGCAGGGUCUUCUGCCAAAAGUUUUGCAGUUCUUUCUGGCGUGCAGAGCUUGGUUUUGUGCUUGUUGAGAAAGCUGCGUGGGAAAGAUGAUAUUAUCAAUUCUGGCAUUGCUGGUUGCUGCACCGGUCUUGCUUUGAGCUUUCCAGGUACACCUCAAGCACUGCUUCAGAACUGCGCCACCUUUGCAGCAUUCUCAUGCAUCAUGGAGGGGCUCAACAAGCAGCAAACUGCAAUGGCGCACACUCUCGGCGGGGGUGCUUUGACCUUUUCACAUGACAACGGUGGCGUCCUCCCUCCUUUCACUCUGCCACCAAUGCUCGACGCCUCAGAUGCUUUAGCUUCAUGCUGCCAGGCCCUGGUAAAGCCUAAGCACUAGAGAGCAUCAUUAGGAGGGAGACAGAGAUAUGCUCAGGAAACCUAGCUAGCUCCAGUAUUUCCUAGCGUAUGUAAAUUUUGCCUUUGGAUAAUGUCGAAGAUCUAGAUUGUUUGCUUCGUGGGCAGGUUUUUUUGUUGCUGCAUUUUGUGGCGUCAGAUUGCUUAAUGAUAUCAUGGAUAGAUUUUGUUGGCCUGGAAGAUAACAACUGUGAAAAUCGUCUCGAAGAAUUAUCUUUUCUGCAACCUUUGCAUGGUCUACUUGUGUUUCACACUUGGACAUGGUUUUGUUAUACCGGUUGAAUGAAGCUGGUGGUUAUUCGUUUGAUUA
This is a messenger RNA of Lolium rigidum, 997 nucleotides long. RefSeq names its product chloroplastic import inner membrane translocase subunit TIM22-2-like. The record is from RefSeq and is a predicted model, not a curated record. Lineage: Eukaryota; Viridiplantae; Streptophyta; Magnoliopsida; Poales; Poaceae. Gene Ontology annotation, cellular component: TIM22 mitochondrial import inner membrane insertion complex; chloroplast envelope. The transcript is spliced from 5 exons. Gene Ontology annotation, molecular function: transmembrane protein transporter activity. Bases 80 to 670 code for a protein of 196 amino acids. Gene Ontology annotation, biological process: protein targeting to chloroplast; protein insertion into mitochondrial inner membrane.